Messenger RNA from Chelmon rostratus (copperband butterflyfish), 1242 nucleotides. Its product is annotated as alpha-1-antitrypsin-like protein CM55-MS. Gene Ontology annotation, biological process: negative regulation of endopeptidase activity. The transcript has 5 exons. Lineage: Eukaryota; Metazoa; Chordata; Actinopteri; Chaetodontiformes; Chaetodontidae. Bases 1 to 1242 code for a protein of 413 amino acids. The record is from RefSeq and is a predicted model, not a curated record. Gene Ontology annotation, molecular function: serine-type endopeptidase inhibitor activity.
AUGAUGCAUGCGGCCCUGAGUAUCUGGAUCUUGUCAGCUGUGAUCUGCGUGGGGCGAGGACAUCACCAUUUAGGUCACGGCACCGACAAUGAUCAGCCCGACCAAGACACUGCCCUCGAUGGCGCCCCCAGCAGCCUCUCACGGGUGACUUCGGCAAACCAAGAGUUUGCCUACCGUCUGUACAGGAGGUUAGCGGCACUUCCUGACUCACGAGACAAGAAUAUCUUCUUCUCCCCAGCUAGCGUGUCUGUUGCCUUGGCCGCCUUGUCUGUAGGAGCACGGGGGGAGACCCACCGGCAGCUCUUCAGCGGGCUGGGUUUCAACAACACCCUGCUGACGCAGACAGAUGUAGAUCAGGCCUUUCAGAUGCUCCACGGAAGGGCUAAUGAAGACACGAGCAAAGGGACCGCUGUAUUCAUGGACAACCGCUUCAAGCCGCGGCAUGAGUUCCUGGACACCUUGAAGCAGUCAUACUUUGCGGAAGGGUUCAGUGUUGACUUCACCAAAACCCAAGAGAGUGUCAAUGCCAUCAAUACGUAUGUGGGGGAGAAGACCAAUGGGAAGAUAGACAAGCUGGUCAGCGACCUGGAUCCAAGCACCGUCAUGUAUCUCAUCAGCUACAUCUACUUCAAAGGAAAGUGGGAGACUCCAUUUAAUCCCGAGCUCACCAAACAGGACAUGUUCAUGGUGGACGAGAGCACCAAGGUUCCAGUACAGAUGAUGAAUAAGGAGAAGCGUUUUGAUACCUAUUACGACCAGGCCGUUAACACCUCAGUGCUCCACAUGCCCUUCAACAGCUCCUACUCCAUGCUGCUGUUGUUGCCUGAUGAUAUGGCACAACUGGAGAGCGUCAUUUGCCCUGGUCACGUCACCAAAUGGCUGAAGUGGAUGAAGUCCAGGACUUAUAAUUUAUAUGUUCCAAAGUUCUCCAUCAAGACUUCCUACUCUCUGAGUAACGUGUUGUCUGAAAUGGGAAUGACAGACAUGUUUGGUGAUCGUGCAGAUUUAAGCGGCAUUGCAGAGGGCCAAAAACUGGCUGUCUCAGAGGUUGUGCACCAAGCCACCCUGGAUGUGGACGAGGCCGGAGCCACCGCUGCAGCUGCUACAGGCAUCGGCAUCACGCUUCUGUCCUUCCGCCACGUCCCUGUUUUGAAGUUCAAUCGUCCAUUUAUGGUCAUCAUCACUGAACGCGGCACAGAAAAAAUGCUCUUCAUGGGCAAGAUUAUCAACCCAAACAUCUGA